Messenger RNA from Sordaria macrospora k-hell, 837 nucleotides. RefSeq lists its product as uncharacterized. Lineage: Eukaryota; Fungi; Ascomycota; Sordariomycetes; Sordariales; Sordariaceae. The record is from RefSeq and is a predicted model, not a curated record.
AUGAAGUACAGCGCAGCUCUCGCCCUUGCGGGUGCUCUCGCCUCCGUCCAGGCCCAAAGGAUUGACACUGGCUUCCUCACUGGGCCUGAGCUCACAGCUCUCGCCGGCGGCAACUUCGCGUGGGGUGACAUCGAAAUCGGCGACACCAGCAUCAUGUCCCUCGAGUACAUCCUUGCCGAGCUCGACGCCAUCACUGGCGACUAUCCCUACAACUACUACUACCCCUACGCCUACUACCCUCCUCCCCUGACCAUCCCGCGUCCCAUCCCUGGGUAUCCCGGCUUGGUCAACAACGUCAACAUCCUCAUGCCUAGCGCAACCAUUCAGUACGACGCUCUCACCCGCCUAGCCAAUUGCUCUACACCGGGUGGACGCAUCGAGUAUCUCAUCGACGCUACCGGUCCGGGAGUCGAAACCGACGUCAGGACCCAAGUCACCUUCAUCUUCCCCCUCUCCGUCUACGGAAAGAACUGCCAGUUCAUAUUCUUCCUCGGCAACACCAGCACCGUCACCGGCUCGGACAGAUUCGUCGUGCUACAGAACGAAACUCCCCUUCAAAGCUGCCCGACCACUGAGCCCCCGACCAUCCCGAACGUCGAGCAGGACAUCAUCGGCACCUACCAAGCCAAGUUCGCCGAUCUUGCCCAGGUUGUCACGUCCACUGGCACCUUCCUGGUCGGAACCAACUCUGCAUGCCCGGCUCCUAGCACCCUCCUGACGGAUGGAGUGACCCCGAGGUUGUACACGACGCCCCCGGCGGUUGUGACCCCUCCGACCACCACCGAUCCCGACAACACUGAUCCCGACAACAACGAGCCCGGCGCUCCCAUUCCUUGA